Molecule: messenger RNA, 519 nt
Organism: Abrus precatorius (Indian licorice)
Lineage: Eukaryota; Viridiplantae; Streptophyta; Magnoliopsida; Fabales; Fabaceae
Product: ribulose bisphosphate carboxylase small chain clone 512-like
Exons: 3
Coding region: 1-519 (172 amino acids)
Source: RefSeq, a predicted model, not a curated record
AUGUCUGCUGGAACUUUUGCAACUCAGGUUGCUGGUUCUGGCUUCGUUGGCUUGAAGUCCAACUCGGCAAAUCUUUACUCUAGUGCAGGGUCCAUUGGUUGGAAAAGGAAGAUUGUUUCUAAUGGUUCUAAAACUCACUGCAUGAAGACAUGGAAUCCCAUCAAUAAUAGGAAGUUUGAAACACUGUCCUACCUACCACCCCUAUCAGAUGCAUCCAUUGCAAAGGAGAUUGACUACAUGCUCAAGAAGGGAUGGACACCUUGCCUUGAAUUUGAUGAGUUGGGGUAUAUUAGUAGAGAAAACAGCCAUAUGCCAGGCUACUAUGAUGGGAGGUAUUGGACACUGUGGAAGCUACCAAUGUUUGGUUGCACCGACUCUUCCCAAGUGCUGAAUGAGAUCCAUGAAUGCAAAAGGGCAUAUCCAAAUGCAUAUAUACGCUGCAUAGCAUUUGACAACCAGCGCCACAUGCAAUCAAUGGCCUUCGUCAUUCAAAAACCUGCUACCACCAAUAGCUCUUGA